CCAGGCGGGGCUCACAGUCGGCCUAUGGGCGCGCGCCGGGGGUGGGCUGUCCCAGCCCCUUACCAGUCCCACCUGGGUUUGUUAAAGCGACAGGCCCCACGGCGCGCUAGGGCUCCACCGGGUACCGCACAGCGGCCGCGGGGCCCUAGGCGUGCGGCGGGCGCCCGUGACAGCGGCGCCGCUCUGCUCGCCACGCCGGCUUCGGACAGCUGCCGACGUCCCUGGCGCGGCCGCAUCGCCCGGCGGGAUGGGAGGCGAGGCAGGGUCCGCGGCAGCCCUGGGCUCCGAGGGCCGCGUGAAGAUCCUGGGUCUGGUGUUCGAGGAUGAGCGCAAAGGCUGCUAUUCGAGCGGCGAGACGGUAGCGGGACACGUGCUGCUGGAGGCGGCCGAGCCGGUGGCCCUGCGCGCGCUGCGCCUGGAGGCCCACGGCCGAGCCACUGCCGCCUGGGGCCCGAGCCCCGGCGCCGCCGCCCCCGCCGCCGCGUCGGAGGUGGAGUACCUGAACGUGCGCCUGAACCUGCGCGAGCCCCCGGCCGGCGAAGGCAUCAUCUUAUUGCAGCCUGGAAAACAUGAAUUUCCAUUUAGGUUUCAGCUUCCAUCUGAACCUUUAGUGACCUCAUUCAGCGGGAAAUAUGGAAGUAUUCAGUACUGCGUGAGAGCCGUUUUGGAACGACCCAAGGUACCUGAUCAGAGCGUGAAGCGGGAACUCCAGGUUAUUAGUCACAUCGAUGUCAACACACCAGCAUUAUUAACCCCUGUGUUGAAAACCCAAGAGAAAAUGGUCGGCUGUUGGUUUUUCACUUCUGGUCCCGUCUCGCUGAGUGCCAAAAUUGAAAGGAAGGGAUACUGUAAUGGAGAAGCUAUUCCCAUCUAUGCGGAGAUAGAGAAUUGUUCCUCUCGCCUGAUUGUUCCCAAAGCUGCUAUUUUCCAAACCCAGACGUAUUUGGCCAGCGGGAAGACAAAGAGCGUCCGGCACAUGGUCGCCAACGUGAGAGGAAACCAUAUUGCUUCUGGGAGCACUGACACGUGGCACGGGAAGACUCUCAAAAUCCCGCCUGUCACUCCGUCCAUCCUGGACUGCUGCAUUAUCAGAGUAGACUAUUCCUUAGCUGUAUAUAUUCACAUUCCUGGUGCUAAAAAACUGAUGCUCGAGCUGCCCCUGGUGAUUGGCACAAUCCCAUAUAACGGUUUCGGCAGCCGGAACUCCAGCACCACUAGCCAGUUCAGCAUGGACAUGAGCUGGCUGACGCUGACACUCCCAGAGCAGCCAGAAGCGCCACCAAAUUAUGCAGACGUGGUGUCCGAGGAAGAAUUCUCUCGACACGUCCCUCCUUAUCCUCAGCCCCCUGACUGCGAGGGAGAAACAUGCUGUCCUAUGUUUGCCUGCAUACAGGAAUUCCGCUUUCAGCCUCCACCUCUUUACUCAGAGGUUGACCCACAUCCUACUGAUGUAGAAGAGACCCAGCCUGUGUCCUUCAUUCUCUGACAAAAUUCCAGAAAUCACUGUGUUCAUCAUCAGAUUAGAAUGUUGAUUCUUCCCCCCCGCUGCCUUUAUGGAAAAGAGGGAGAGAAGAUGAGCAUAAGAACAUACGUGAACAUCAAGGUUGAAGGUGAUAGAAAUUAAAGAAUGCGUGAACUUUCCAGUGGGCUGACGAGAAUGCGUUGCACAAAUUUAUGACAGGGUCAUGUGUCCCCUUAAAAGGAUCCAAUGAAGAUGUGACAAGUCACAGAAUGUAAUGGAAGUCCUGAUGGUGAGAGAGUAAGUGGAGGGUGCCUGCGCUGGACCCAGGAGAACAGAAUCUAUGUGGAUAGUGGGAACAUGAGACGAGCAAACCUUUAAAAAGGUUUCUCCAGGUGGAACAGAAGUUACCCUAAGCUUUAAGGAACUAUGGACUAGGUGGGAGCCUUGAUCUUGAAGAAGGUAGCAGCACAGAGGUGGGCACAAAUAGGAAAAAGACCCUCUCUAAAUAUGAAGGGCCCCUCAACGUGCCGGGGUCUUCAUGAUUUCUCCCCACGUCCCGUAGGACUGAAGCCCUUGAGAGAAUCUGUCUAUGGGCCCUAACGAAGCAAUGCAGUCUCAUUUUGUAAACUGGCUGCACAGUGUUAUGAAGCCAGGAAAGAGUUCUGUGCAAGGCCUGUCCGUCCAGAGGGGAAAGAUGGAUUCCAGUGUGAGGACACGUUUUGUUGAAGGCUGUACCUUUUACCCCCUUCAAGUACUCUGUUAGGAUGUGUGUUUGACGAUUUUCCCCGUGUCUUACUUACCUAGGAUCAUUAGUAGAAAAAGAAAGGGAAAAAAAAAAAAAAAGGUUGCAUCCUCAGGAUGCCUUGAUAACUACACAGAAAAAAAAUACGAAAAGAAAAAACCAAAACAACAAAAGCCUUUCUUAACCUACCUCUAGUGGGGUUAUCAGAAUCCUUACAAAACUCCAGGCAUGAUAAGCCUUCCGUGGAGUUUCUGCUAAUUGGCAGUCAUGAUCCCAUCUCACCUAUCACUAAAUCAGCAGGUGGGCCAAGGGAAACAUCUGUAAGGUCAGCAUUCAAUGAAAGUCAAUAUGUGUAUACCAAAGGGUGUUUCAAACUAAAUGCAGAAUCAAAAGAGGGUACAAAGUUUGAGGGUACCAUUUAAAAAAAAAACAGAAAAGACAAACAUAAUUCCUGCCAGAGACUUCAGUCUACUGACAGCAGUCAGCACGCUGUAUGUGAUUAUUCCCAUUCUUCAGUAAUUCUAUUUAAACUGUGAUUUUUUUUUUCUUUAUUGUUUUGGUGCAAUAUUUUAUUAUCAUUUAAUCUCAGGAUAUUCCGACCAACAAGAUUGUGUUGCUGCUAAAAGUCUGAGCAGUAUUCUUCCUGUCUCCCCACCCCCCUUCUUCAUGGUCACGUGCUCAUUUGCUUGUCCUUUGAUCUGUUGGUUUCCUGAGCCCAGAGCAUCCCCAGACAUCCCCGGAAGGGAGGUAGGGAUUCCCACGGGAGAGAUUUGGGACCAGCCAAGGUCUUUGGUUUUCUCCACGUUCUACGGGUUCCACCCAGAAACCCCGGUGCUUCCCGUGCAGAAUGCCAAACUUCAGUCCCCGGAAUGAGUCCUCUCUUCUUUCCGUCAGUAUAGUCAGUCGCGAGUAUAAAAGUCCUUUAUCUGAGGUUAAGUUUUGUAUUUAGAGUUAGUUGGCCCUCCUCCAAUCAGGGAUUUUUCUACAUGCAUGAGGCAAAUGCAUACUUUUCUUCACCCUUCUGGACAUACCUCUCUCUAACCACAUGAGCAUCUUCAGCAUCCUCAGCAGUUUUCUCACUGCAAGCCACUGUUUCAAAUCACAGUGCAAAACUGUUACAAUUGUGGUACUGAAAUCAUCACAGAACUUUAUUCCCUGUGCUUUGGUUUUUAGUGUGUGUGUUUUUUUUUUAUUUUUAUUUUUUUGCUUUGUUCUUUGUAUGUUUUUAAACAGGUAAUGUGUAUUUAAGUGAUGUCUAAACAGUUUUGUUUUUACUAAAAAAAAAAAUAAACGACCAUCUUCCACUGUUUCUUGACUUCUAAGCUGUAGUUUACAGGCCUUGUCAAGCAAGACACACUCCAUCUCCAUGUUAACCAAAACAAAGUGAAAGAAAUCAAGCAAAGCGUUAUGAAGGAAGAGAAAGGUUAGCUAUUUGGCCCCAUGUGGAAAGCCAAGUCGCUGGCUCUCCACAGGAUAGCUGUGUCCCCUGCAUCAGAGAAAUCAGGAGAAGUGUUCACAGAAUUAAAGCACAGCUGAGUUUGUGGCACUUAAAAGAGUAGCUAAAAGGUAUGAUUUGCCUUAUUGAUUUCGUAUCUGCAUACCUGACCUUAAGCAGUAAGGCUGAAACUGCAUUACCUUUCUGUAAUCAAGACCUUAUUUUCUGAAUGUAGAAAAUUCUACAUUGAAACAGAAUUCUUGGGAAUGAAGAUAAAAAUGUAGCUGCUAUUUGCUUGUUUAUUCUGUUGUUUGGUUUUCAAAGAAACUGUGGCCUUAGAAUUUUCUUUUUGAUGCAAAAAUUGGGAAAUUGAAAAUGUGCAUCUUUGGGCACACAAAACCCUUCCAUGGGCAGAACUUUAAUUUUGACAUUUUUGUUUUGCACAACAAGAAACUCAAUAGGCAGGGGUUUUGUUUUUGAUAAGUUAACUAUGAAAGCUUUUUUAUUUUUAUUAUUAAAAAUGUAACCAUUUAACCCACAGGAAAAAAUAAUAAAGAUUGUAUUUUGUACUCUGGUUUGAACCCCAUGGGUUCCUUUUGUUAAUAAAAUGAUGACACUAA
Hyaena hyaena (striped hyena) is the source of this 4259-nucleotide messenger RNA. It is a transcript of the gene ARRDC4, whose product is annotated as arrestin domain containing 4. Gene Ontology annotation, molecular function: ubiquitin-like ligase-substrate adaptor activity. The transcript has 8 exons. Gene Ontology annotation, biological process: protein transport. The record is from RefSeq and is a predicted model, not a curated record. Bases 248 to 1486 code for a protein of 412 amino acids. NCBI's taxonomy places the organism in Eukaryota, Metazoa, Chordata, Mammalia, Carnivora, Hyaenidae. Gene Ontology annotation, cellular component: plasma membrane; cytoplasm.